Molecule: messenger RNA, 1937 nt
Organism: Mustela lutreola (European mink)
Lineage: Eukaryota; Metazoa; Chordata; Mammalia; Carnivora; Mustelidae
Product: alpha-1,3-mannosyl-glycoprotein 4-beta-N-acetylglucosaminyltransferase-like protein MGAT4E
Exons: 6
Coding region: 261-1937 (558 amino acids)
Biological process (GO): protein N-linked glycosylation
Molecular function (GO): acetylglucosaminyltransferase activity
Source: RefSeq, a predicted model, not a curated record
AUGGGGGUGGGCUCCUGCCCCAUCCCUACCCCGUGGGACAGGCUCACGUGCCCAGGCUUAAAGGAGAACUCUGAUUUUCAGCCAAGUCCAGAACCCACACCCAGGACAUACCGUGGCAGCAGGCCUGGUGUCAGAGUUGGUCUCCUCAUAAAUGCAAUGCUAACGAGGGACCUGGGGGGUGUCGGUGCUUUUCAGUAUUUACUCCCCCACCUCCCUCUAUUUUCUGUCUCCUCUAAAGCCCUCAGAGAAGUGGAAAUCAAAUGACAAGACACGGAAGCAUCCUCAAAGUGUCGUGCAUCAGUGAACCACACCCUACAGCCCCCAUGCGGUGUUCCAUCAGGUGCAGCUUCAUAACCUCCGUGAGCAUCGGAUUCCUGUGGCUCUUCAUCACUUUGAAAGUCCCGGAGGAAAUUGAACAUGAUCAGAACGAGAUGACUAUCAAAGGCCAGGAGGACAGUUAUGACAAAAGGAAAGACCCGAGACCACUAGAAGACUGGCAGAAUCUUACCUUCAAAUAUUUUAAAACGGUUCAGCAGAGAAGAAAAACAUGGCUGACAGUGGGGAUUUCCUCAGUGCCACAACCACAUCAAAGAAGCCUCUUGCACACUUUGGUCUCUCUGUUUCGUGCUUCCUCUAAGAGCGAGAAGAAACGCCUCAUGGUGCUGGUCCACCUGGCACAUUCUGACCUCACCCAGCUCAGAGAAACCAUUCUUCGUAUUUCAACCCUCUUCAGCCCACAGAUCUUGGCAGGGCAGCUGCUACUGAUCCACACUCCGCCUGAUGUCUACCCGUCUGUGGAUGACAUGAGGAAGGAGGCCCGUCAUGGGGAAUUCUACUCUAGGCAGAAUAUAGAUCACGCCUUCCUCAUGAGCUUUGCCACAAGUCUCUCUGAAUACUUCCUGUUACUGGAGGACAAUGUCUUUUCUGCCCCCAACUUUAUCACCCACAUUGAUUGGAAGGUGAACACCAUGAGGUCUGACCCAUGGGUGCUCCUGGAGUUCUCGAAUCUGGGCUUCCUUGGCAAACUCUUUCACAGCAAGGACCUCCCACUCCUGGCCCAUUUCCUCCUCCUCUUCUAUAAGGAACUGCCCCUUGACAGGCUGAUCCCCCACUUCCGUACCCUCCUAGCUCAGAAAAACCCAAUCAUCUGCAGACCUUUCCUUUUCUACCCCAGGUUCUUCUUCCACAUCUCUAAUGACACCCAGAAGGCCAGGCCAGCUCCGAAAAAGGACCCCUACAUUCCUGACAACCCACCUGGAGCCAUUUUCACAGAUAUGAAGGUUUUUGAUGUUCAUUUCCCCUGGGAAGCCUACACUCUGGAUGAAUCAUUCUUCUGGACCCACAAUGUUAGUGCAGGGAACCACCUGACAAUCAUUUUGAACCAUCCGGCGAACUUGAGCAAAGUGCAAGUGUUAACAGGCACCAUCGUGGAUGGAAAGUACGCCCUGGAGAAGGGGCAAGUGGAGCUGGGCUACGACCCCGAGGGAAUGCCCCAGUACUGUACCAGCUUCGCCUUGCUGGGCCAUCUCUUCGAAGGGCAGAUGAAUCAGGAGAUAUUUCUGAAAAGUAUGGGGCAUGAUGUGAGCUGCGUAAGGCUGGUGGUGAAGGCUAAUCAGGUUGGCAGUCUUAUAAUCAGGCAUAUUUAUCUCUGGAAGCAAAAUGCCAAAGAUAUGGAAGGAGUUCAGAGUUGGAGUGUAGACCUAUUACUUCGGUUCACGUUAAAACUUUUCCACGGAGUGACCUCUUUCGAGCCAAGGAGCGUUCUGUGUCAGGCCCUGGGCCCCAGGCCAGAUUCCGGCUCCACGCCCCAGCCUGGCAGCACAGCAGCUGGUGCCCAGGUGAGACUGGGGAGCCCCGACACCCACCACUCCGGGAAGGUUGGGGAGAAGGCUGCCAGCCAAUGGGCCCCGCAAGAGACCCCUGCCUCCCUCGCCUAG